ACCUCCCAACACACAAUGCCACUCCCAGACUCAACGCCAGUCGCCAACCCACUGGGAGGCCAACAAAACCUUGCUCGACCCAAAACCAGUUCCAGCGCUGCUACUUUGACUCUCAAGAACCUCAUUCUCAGUAACGCGCUCACAGACACACAAUCACUAUCCCUCCUCUACACCCGACGUGCUCACUUCGAACGAUACUUGUGCCCCCACCUAACCGAGUCCCAACGGGAACAAGGUCUUCGCAUAUUCGAUGACGCAAUAGAAUACGGGGUUCCCGAAGCGAAGAACGAGGGGAAAGGGCUUGUUGGUGUUGUGAGGAAGGUGUUUGCGGACCUUGGGCAGGUGUUUUGGGAUGUUCGAAUCAAUUGGGAAGGCAGUGAGCGAGAGGAAUCUUUUGAAGAGGAGGAUGCAGAGAUAGAGGCGAUGAGACACGUGUAUGACAUCUGGAAGAACGUGCAGAAGAAUCUAGGAAGGAUUGAUCCAGUGCAGCGCAGUUACGUUCUCAUGACCCUGGCUCCAGAACUCCGGGUUCAGGUUAUUUCCUCUUACGCUACGAAGCCUACCGGUCAGCCGCUACAACAAUCGCAAGCUCAGACAAACAAAAAGUCUCUGAUUGUAUCUCUCCCGCUCCGCGUCCCGGAGUCCUACUUUAUGUCUCCAGCAUUCCGGGAUAUUCGCGAGUCAUUCUACCAUGUGUAUCACACGGUCAUCAAAGACCCCGGGCAUCCUAUGCACACCUUAUCCUACGAUUUCAUCAACAAAGAAGACGAAGACGGUUACAAUUUUGGACAAGGAUCAACGCAACACACCCCAAGCCGUACACAGAAGCAAAAGGGCAAGGGAAAGGAGCUUAAAAAGAGCAGCCCGAAGGCGAACACAAAGAACACCCAGAAGACAACUUCAUCAAUCAGCAGCAAGAAAGCAAAAGAGGCAGCGACCUCCUCUCGCUAUGGCAAAGUCGCGGAAAAGAGCCCCGAGAAGACAACAACGGACACGACACCUGAGAGUAUGACGUCUUCUCCAUCUUCAUCCCCAUUCAAGAAGCGCAAACUUAUAGGCUCCUCACCACGUCCGCCCCGCACAUCCCAGAUACCAGCAGCAGAAGUCAGCGCAGACGUAGAGAUGUCAAUUUCGAGCAAGAAUGACGAUGGCGACGACGACGAUGAUGAUGCGUGGGCGACUGCUUCGGAGUGCGAUUCGGACACAUAA
Periconia digitata is the source of this 1209-nucleotide messenger RNA. Lineage: Eukaryota; Fungi; Ascomycota; Dothideomycetes; Pleosporales; Periconiaceae. The record is from the annotation of a GenBank genome assembly.